Archocentrus centrarchus (flier cichlid) is the source of this 4464-nucleotide messenger RNA. It is a transcript of the gene tbc1d10c, whose product is annotated as TBC1 domain family, member 10C. The transcript is spliced from 10 exons. The record is from RefSeq and is a predicted model, not a curated record. Gene Ontology annotation, biological process: regulation of GTPase activity. Gene Ontology annotation, molecular function: GTPase activator activity; small GTPase binding. NCBI's taxonomy places the organism in Eukaryota, Metazoa, Chordata, Actinopteri, Cichliformes, Cichlidae. Bases 92 to 4261 code for a protein of 1389 amino acids.
AGUUUGUCUUCCUCUUCCAUCACUGGAGGAUCUCACGCUUCAAGUCCUCAGCAGCCAACUAAUCAAAUAGGACGGAAAUGUAAAAGGUAAGAUGAAGAAUUCUUCGAGUUCAGCCCAGAAGAACCUCAGUGAAGAGGACAGCUCUGGAUCUGAACCGGAGACAGACCGCUUUGGCUUCAUCCUGACCAAUGGGUCCACAGCUGGGAGUGUGGGCCCGUCACCUGAACUGGUCAGGCAGAGGGAGGCCAAGUGGAUAAAGAUCAUUGAUCAGUGGGAUCGCAUCUUGUCGAAGAAGAGCAGUAAGGUCAAAGUGCAAUGUCAGAAAGGAAUCCCUGCCUCGCUCAGAGCCAGGUGCUGGCCUCUGCUGUGCGGAGCUUCCAACAGGAUGAAACAACAUGAAAAUCUCUACAAGGCUCUGGAUGAGCAGCCGGCUCUGCAGAGUUGGGUGGAUGUGAUUGAGAGGGAUCUGGACCGGCAGUUCCCUUUCCACGAGAUGUUCCAGUCCAAGGACGGACAUGGGCAGCGUGGUUUGUUCCGGGUGUUGAAAGCUUACACCCAGUAUCAACCAGAGGAUGGUUACUGUCAGGCUCAGGGGCCGGUGGCUGCAGUGCUGCUUAUGAACAUGCCUGCUCAGGAGGCCUUCUGGUGUCUGGUUCAGAUUAGUGAGCAAUACCUGCCUGGAUAUUACAGCCCUCUCCUGGAGGGAGUACUGUUCGAUGCGGCCAUGCUGACCUGGGUUUUGAAAAAGACGUGUCCAGCUGCACACAAACAUCUGCAGAACCAUGGAGUGGAGCCCCUCAUGUUUGCCACUGACUGGCUGAUGUGUCUCUUCACACGUCACCUUCCAUUCAACACACUUCUCCGAGUUUGGGACCUGUUCUUCUGCUAUGGGGUACGGGUGCUGCUCCAGGUUGCAGCAGUGCUGGUGCGCCGGGUGCUGGGUCGGGCUGAGCAGAGGAAGCAAUGUCAGGGCCAAAUGGAGACUCUGGAGAGGUUAAGGGGUGUCAAGGAGCAGGUCCUUGAGGAAGAUGAUGAAUUCAUAGCAGAGGUGUGCUCGGUGCCACUGUCAGGGAAAGAUCUGGAGAAGCAGACAGAGAAGGAGUUGGAAAAAUGGAGGAAAGACAGACCCUCAUCCACAUUUGACCCAAGAGGUCGCUGCCAUGGAUACCGGAUGGCAUGGGCUAGAGCUCGACAGAAUGAAAUGGAGAGAGAGAGGAGAGAGAGAGAGAAAGGGAACCUCUCUGUCCCUCUAACUCGCUCAGCUUCCAGUCUCUCACUGUCUCCUUCCCUCCUUCACAAGAAGUGGAGGAAAGGGGGAAAAACCAACACAGGUGACUCUGAACGCAGUAACAAAGUAGUGAGACAUCUUUCAAUGGGCGCAAGGGAGGACUGGAAAAGCUGGAAUGAGUUUGAUUUUAACAAGGUCCAAGGAGUCGAGGAAGAGGAAGAUGUUGUUUCAGAGGGACACAAAGAGGGACAAACUGAAAAGAAGGCACUUUCACAGACACCUGAGAAUAUGGAACAAACCAAAAAUAUCCCAACAGAAGAAACAGUAGGAGUAAAGGAACAGAGUACAAAUGUGGAAACAAGAAUCGCUGAAAAGGAGGAAGGCAAUGUUGGAGAGAUGGAGGAAAGCAAGGCCGCAGAGACAGAGGAAAGAAAGGCCGAAGAGACAGAGGAAAGCCAGCUCAGUGAAACAGAGGAAAGCAAGGUUGGAGAGAGGGAGGAAAGCAAGGCCGGAGAGAGGGAGGAAAGCAAGCUCCGUGAGAUGACGGAAAGCCAGCUCAUUGAGACGGGGGAAAGCCAGCUCAGUGAAACAGAGGAAAGCAAGGUUGGAGAGAGGGAGGAAAGCCAGCUCAUUGAGACGGAGGAAAGCAAGGUCGGAGAGAGGGAGGAAAGCCAGCUCAUUGAGACGGAGGAAAGCAAGGUCGGAGAGAGGGAGGAAAGCAAGGUCGAAGAGACGGAGGAAAGCAAGGUCGAAGAGACGGAGGAAAGCAAGGUCGAAGAGACGGAGGAAAGCAAGGCCGGAGAGACGGAGGAAAGCAAGGCCGGAGAGACGGAGGAAAGCAAGGCCGGAGAGACGGAGGAAAGCAAGCUCAGUGAGACGGAGGAAAGCAAGCUCAGUGAGACGGAGGAAAGCAAGCUCAGUGAGACGGAGGAAAGCAAGGCCGGAGAGACGGAGAAAAGCAAGGCCGGAGAGACGGAGAAAAGCAAGGCCGAAGAGACGGAGAAAAGCAAGGCCGAAGAGACAGAGGAAAGCAAGGCUGGAGAGAUGGAAGAAAGCAAGCUCAGUGAGACGGAGGAAAGCAAAAUGCUUUCAGAACCAAAACGAGAAACAACUAUAGCCCCAAAUCAGACUGUUGAAAAUAUUCUCCCUCCCAUUGAUUAUACACCUCACUGUGAACAGGAAAAAAAGCUGGACACAGAGAGUGACUCACAAGUUCUAGAAGAACAAAGUCACAAAAGCAAAGACCAGGAAGCAGAGCUUAAAGAUAAAAAUGAAGAGACAGAGAAGCACAUGGCUGCUGUGUUGGAAAACCACAGUGAGACACCAAGAGAAGUCGAAGCAGAUACAAACACACAAAAGGAGAUGCAAAUAGGUGUAAACUCAGGUGAAGAGCAGAUAAUACAGGUUGACACAAUAUUGGAGGAGAGCACUGAAAUUGAAAAUGUGCAGCAGGUUGAGACGGAUACAGAAUUCCCAGAGUCUAAAAGUGAGACAAGUGUGGAGACAGAAAGAGGUGUUGAAGCUUUAACUGUUGAAGAUGAUGCUGCAAUAGAGACAGAAACAGAACAGGAAGAGCUGAUCACGGAGACAGAAGGUACACUUGAAGUAAAAUACCACAGUACUGAGUCAUUAGUAGAAACAGAAAAGGAAGCAGAGUUCCACACCCAAAGAGAGACAGAAACCAAGGGUCUGACACAGAUUCAAGGAAAUCCAGCCAUACAGGAAGAUUUAAAGGCCAAAAUAACAGAAGCAGAUUCAGAAGAACGUGUAGAUUCACGGACAGAGACAGAAGAAGAAACAUUAACACUGUCUUUAUCUGAAUGCACUCAAAAAGAAGGCACUGGUGCAGUAGAUGAUGCAGAGACUGAAGCUGAGAUAACAGUAGAAAAAGACACAAUGGAGGGGUCAAGUGAGGCAACAGAAAAAAUAAUUUUGAAUGUAUACUCAGAGGCACAGGUUGAGAGUCAUUCAUGCAUCUGUGCUCAAAAAAUCACGGAGGAAACACCAAGAGAAACUCAGACAGAUGAGAAGACUGCAGAUUCUGCAACGCCCACAGAAACGGAAGAGACCUCAACAUCAGCUGAUGAACUAAACCACACCACUGUGCCUGAUGAGGACAGUUCAGUACAAAUUAGUUCCUCUGAGACACAAACACCUGAACAGCCAACAACCCAAGUCACUGUGUGUCCUGAACACUCAAAUCAAAGCAUUCAGCAAAUAGAUCCCAUGCAGGAGGAAGAAAUGACCGAAAAGGUUCAAGAAAAUACAGCAGGACAGGUUGAUGUCUUUAUUUCUUCUGAAUCAACAAAUGUUGCCCAAGUCCAAUGUUCUCAAUCUGCAAAAGAGGCCCCAGUACAAACCUCUGAGCGUCGCAGCAGCCGGUCAUCUGGUGAUUUCUGUGUUCGCAAGUCAACCACCUCGCAUAGCUCCAGGUUAGCUCGCAGGCUUUCCGAAGAUCUCUUCACCACCCCCCAGAAAACUUCAGAAAAUCAGCCAGAAACUAAACACACAGAGUCACAGUGCAAUCCUGAAGCUGUGACCCAGAAACAAGCAGCUCCUGAUGUGAUGCUUUCUGCAGCAGCGACAGAGGAAGCCCCUGCACAGCAGCAGCCACAUCCCGACCCCCCUAAACGCUUUGGUCUCUUCCGCAGACUGAGAGGUGAGCAGCACAAAGACACCAAGGCUAAGAAGGCAACAAAAAUGCAAGUACCAAAAAUCUUGAUUCAGGACUUCAGUGAUAUGACAGGGACCGGGAACCCGGUUGAGGAAGCAGUGGAGGUGAAACUUACCUCUAAGGAGAGGAGGCGGCAGCGGAGGGAACGUGAAAGAAUGGAGAAAGAAGAGGAGAGGUUGAAAAAGAAGAGAGAGAAGGAGCUAGAGAAAGAGAGGGAAAAGGAGAGGAGGAAACCACAGACAAGAGGGAAAAGUUUUCAAGUGCAAAAAGAGAAAGGUAGUGAUGAUGUUGCUCAUCUCGCAAAGACUGGCUCACAGACACUUAGAUAUUCUGGUCCCUAUGCCGAGUCUUACUUUUGACAUUCUUUUUACUGGAUUUCAGAUUCUGCAUCACUGCCUUUCUGUGUUUGAGCUCCACAUUGGUUAAUAUGUGGAAUAUCCCUCAUCCUAAAUAUUUGUCAUACUUGAACUUCUGGACAUGUAAAUAAAUAAUAAAUGAUGUUUACAUACUUUGAAAAAUAAGUUUGUUUUAUUUUGCGGGACUUACACUGCACCUUGAUUAC